AUGCAAUACAGGUUAAAGUAAUCAAUAUUUGGUGAGUAAAAUAAUUUGAAUACAUUUGAUCAUUGCAUGAUGAAUCUGGAAUAUCAUAAUCUUGAUAGGGUUUUUAUUAAAAACAGAAGCUUAAAUUAGGAAAUAAGGGAAGAAGCCAAGUAAGAAGAAGGUGAUAAUCAAUCUGAGUGGAAAGAUUUAUCAUCGGAAUUUAAGUAAUACCUGGGGUCUUUAGUUGAAAAAGCAUAUGAUGAAAAAUUUCAUUCUUAUAAAUCUGCACUUCUCAAGAUUUAUACAUCUAAAAAGCAUAAAGACUUAAUAGGCAUUAUCCAAAAAUGCUGA
This is a messenger RNA of Paramecium tetraurelia, 330 nucleotides long. RefSeq lists its product as uncharacterized. Lineage: Eukaryota; Ciliophora; Oligohymenophorea; Peniculida; Parameciidae. The transcript has a single exon. The record is from RefSeq and is a predicted model, not a curated record.